Molecule: messenger RNA, 2606 nt
Organism: Amaranthus tricolor (Joseph's coat)
Lineage: Eukaryota; Viridiplantae; Streptophyta; Magnoliopsida; Caryophyllales; Amaranthaceae
Exons: 6
Coding region: 173-2212 (679 amino acids)
Molecular function (GO): chromatin binding
Source: RefSeq, a predicted model, not a curated record
CAAUCUGCAAACCCUAAUUUCCCAUUUCAAACCAAAAUAAAACGCUCCCAAUCGGCCACCCCUUCUAUUUUCUUACCUCCUUCCCCAUUUAUUCAAUUUUCAGAAUUCUCUAUACUCUCUCUAUAGUCCCUCCUUAAUUCCCUAAGCUUCUGGAUUCUUCUUAAGAAAAAAAAUGGAAAAAGAGGUGGUGUAUGUAGGUUGGGAAGAGGUGUAUGUGUGUACCGAGAAAGGAAGAAGAGAGAUUCACUAUUUGUUGAAAAGAAUUGAUGGAGGUUCUGAUCUUGCUGUUGUUGCUAAGGAGAAGACUUUGCGUCAUUUUACUUACCGUUUUUUGCUUGAUUUUUCUUCGUUUGAUAAGCCUAAGUCAAAGCAGGAGGUUAUUCAUUGGUUGAACUCCUUCAUUCCAGAGUCACCUGUCCCUGCCUUGCAGCAGAUGAAUGGUUGUUCUACAUAUGGAAAUGAAAAGCAUGAGCCAGAUGUGGAGACAAUGAAGACUGCUCAACUGAGGAAGCUAGGUAACCACACAAAAGAAUUCCUUUGGCUAGGUUCCCAAUGGACGUGCAAAAAGAGACGGAAACACUAUCAAGCGUUUUCUCGUAAUGGAAUUAAAAUCUCGGUGAAUCAGUUUGUUCAUGUUUUGGCUGAGGAGAACAAGAGACUUGUGGCUUACUUGGAUGAUAUGUAUGAAGAUACCAAAGGAAGAAAGUUGGUUGUGGUACGCUGGUUUCAUAAAGUUGAUGAGGUUGGUAUUGAUUUGCCUCAUAAUUAUAAUGAGAGAGAAAUUUUCUUUUCUCUUUGUCUUCAAGAUCUCAGCGUUGAAUGCAUUGAUGGACUGGCUACUGUUUUGAGUCCAAGCCAUUAUGCUAAGUUUGUGUCUGAAGCUGCGAAUACUCUGUUGCAACCAUAUGUGUGUUGCCAACAAUAUGACAACGAUGGUGCCACGGCUUUGGACAUAACUCAAGUGAGAGGAUAUUGGAAACAGGAUGUUGUCAAAUACAUGUUUUCUAUUCCUUCAGCUAGGACAACGGAGAAGGCAUGUCUACGUGAUGCAUCCCGGAAAAAGGAAGUUGUCGACUGUUUCUUUGAGAAUAAACCAAGAAAGAGAUUGCGAUUAUCAAGAGAACGCAAAGUUAAUGUGCCAUGUGCUACAGUAAGACCUGCCUUGGAUGAUGUUGAUGCGAUCCGUCAAACCAAACCUCACCUUGUAUCUGGCCCUGACUCUAUAUGUAAAAAGGACAAUAUAGAGAGUUUAGCUCAACACAUGAAUGUGGGUUCAAUGGUUGAAGUUCUAUCUCAGGAUAGUGGAUUGAGGGGCUGCUGGUUUAGAGCAACUAUCAUCAAGAAGCACAAAAGUAAAGUCAAGCUACUUUAUUGUGACAUCAAAGAUGCAGAGAAUGAAGAAAAGAAUCUCGAGGAAUGGGUCUUAGCGUCGAGAAUUGCUGUUCAGGAUGAGAUGGGCGUUCGACUUAAUGGUAGGACAACGAUUAGGCCUUCCGGUGCACACAAUGCCAAAGUAUCGGCAGUCAUCAGUGUUAGUACUAUAGUGGAUGCAUGGUGGCAUGAUGGUUGGUGGGAGGGUAUAGUUAUUGAAAAAGAAUCUUGUGGGAAGCUCCAAGUUUAUUUUCCAGGUGAAAAGCUUGUAGCUGGCUUUACACACGCUGAUCUGAGACGUUCCCAUGAAUGGGUUGGUGGAACUUGGAAAGAAUUGAGCGAAAGGCAAGAUAUUGUAUCCAUUUUAUCCGACCUUGUGAAAGAGGGACGAAGCGGAAAGCAUGGCAGUGAUAAGUGUCUGAAAGAUCAUGUUUCCAGUGAGCAGCAUCUUGAAUGUGACGAGGGGAAAGACCUUUUGUUUGAUACUCGAGUUUUAUCUAGUAACCCGAUUGUAAUUCCGGUAUCUAGGAAUUCACAUUCAACGGGUGCUGUAAUUGAUCUUUUGAAUGACAAUGUGCUUACACAGUUGAAGUGGGAAUCAACAUGUAAAAGAAGGCGUAAAUGUGUUGUUCGGAAGCUGCAGCAACAUAGAAGCUACGGGAUCAACUUUGAAAGGGAGGAUUCUCCUGAGAACCAUCAGGAGUACUUAAUUUCUUCUACUGCCAAAAUUGGUAAAGAGAAUCGUAUGUCUGUUAAAGUGGACCAUGAUAAGUGCAAGUAUGCAUCCGAUUCUCUUUUCAGCCCGCCGGUAGUACCAAGAUCAUUGGUUAUGUCUCGAUGAUUUCGUGCGAAGCAUGGAAAUCAUCGAUCAGGCUUUUAGAUCAUAACCUUUUUCUUAAAUGUUCGUUCUUCAUUGACACAAGUGUUAGAGAAGAAGAAGCCUUGUUAUCCCACAAGUUGCGGCAAAUCCCAAAUGUGGCAGAAAGCUUUUUUAACAGUUGGGCAUCGGUUUUGAGUAAGAUUUAGAACAAAUUUAAUUUAGGUAGGAUGCUAGUUUUUACUCUUUUUUUUCCCGUGAUUCUCUGAUGUGGGCUUUAUUCUCUGAAGGCUGUUGUAUUAUGGGUGGCUUGCAAGUUCUGUAUAAAUAUGUAGGAAUAAAAGAUCACAUUGUUUCUUGUAUCAGUUUUUCUCCUUUGAAGUGAUAAAUUUGUGCAUUUGAUUGAUUUGUCUUGUAA